CAUAGUAUGAGCAGGUCCUUUGACAGACACAAGCACUGUGCACAGAAACAUGGCUGUUCGUGUCUUUGAGGGUAAAGAUCAUGCAGCUGCUUACCUGCAGUACAGAAUAGCACCUGAUGAAUUAAUCAGCAGGAUUAUGAGCUACAUGGAGAAAAAGACAUCAAGCCAGUUCAAUCUAGCAGUGGAUGUGGGCUGCGGUUCGGGGCAAGGGACGAUCCUAUUGGCUCCAUACUUCACCAAGGUUGUUGGAACAGAUGUCAGCCCUGCCCAGCUGGAGAUGGCUUUGGCCAAUAGCAGCCCUCCAAAUGUAUCAUACAGGGAGUGUGCGGCAGAAGAGCUACCGUUUGCUUCUGGUGAGGUGGACCUUGUGACGGCCAUUGCGGCGGCUCACUGGUUCGACCGCAAGCGGUUCCUCCUGGAAGCUGACAGGGUGCUGAGGCCUGGAGGCUGUCUGGCUCUCCUGAGCUACACCAUGGACUUUGAGCUGGAGUAUGGGGGUAUCUCCAACACAGCACUAAAUGACAUCUGUGAAGAGUAUUACGCUGCUCUGCGUCCGUUCCGAAAUCCCUAUAUAGGAACGAGCUCUGUGAAGAUCUACUCAGACUUGUUUGACUCCUGCUCAUACCCGGACAAAGAGUGGAAUGAGUGUGUGAGGGUAAAAAGGAUCUUACCACUGAGAGGAUACAUCGGCAUCGUGGAGACCUUCUCCACCUACCAGGCCCUGCUGCAAAAAGACCCCGCUGAGGCUAAACGUCUUUCUAAUGACACCAGGAACAAGUUGAUGUCUGCCAUGAAGGUGUCUUCUCCUGACACAGAAGUUACGGUGGUUGUGAAGUAUUUCUAUUGGCUGGCACACAAACCUUGAUCACUCUGACUGGCUGAAUCCUCCAGAUCCCGACCCCCAAGUUGGAAACCAACAGCUGUUGGUUUCAUCAGAAAGUGACACAAACCUGGAAAGCCAAGUGUAUACAAAUCUAUUGGUGUUACUCCUCUUAUGUUGAGAAUCACUUGAAGUAAAAAAGUUGGAUCUAUAUCCUUUUAAAAACAAGCAUAUUUUGUGUUUCUUUUUACAUAAAGAUAUUUGAUUUUUAAAUGGGAAACAAUUAUGUGAUGAACAAGCUGUUAAAUUAACUCCCGGCUUGUGAACAUUGACAUCUGUGAAUCUAGAGCCUUCCAGAGUGAACACCAGAUGGAGAUCUUCAUAACAUCUACUUUGAGCCUUUUACCGUGUUAAAAUUGUACUUUUCUUGAAUUUGUUUUCAUGACCAGGGUAAGAGAAAUCCACUUGCUUCCAGAAUAUCCAUGUCCUUAACCAUAUUACUAUUAAUAGAUGUUGUUGUCCUUUAAUUAAUCAGGGACAAGUGGCAUAUUUAAACAUAAAUUGAAUUGCUAAUUCAUUGCUAUACAACUGCAGCACCACAGCAGCCCUCCAUUAGAAGUUGGGAAACAGAUAUUGGGGGGAAAACAGAUUUCAAUAAAGUAUGUAAAUAAAAUAAGAUAGAACUUGAUUUAUCACAAGGGAAAUUGUUGCGCAAAAGUUUCGAAGUAGGAAGAGUGUAAAUACGAAAUUUAAAACAUCAAUCAGCUGCCAAU
Sander lucioperca (pikeperch) is the source of this 1593-nucleotide messenger RNA. Its product is annotated as putative methyltransferase DDB_G0268948. Gene Ontology annotation, molecular function: S-adenosylmethionine-dependent methyltransferase activity. The coding region runs from base 50 to 865 and encodes 271 amino acids. NCBI's taxonomy places the organism in Eukaryota, Metazoa, Chordata, Actinopteri, Perciformes, Percidae. The transcript is spliced from 6 exons. The record is from RefSeq and is a predicted model, not a curated record.